This is a messenger RNA of Odobenus rosmarus divergens (Pacific walrus), 3694 nucleotides long. RefSeq names its product PHD finger protein 16 (gene JADE3). Lineage: Eukaryota; Metazoa; Chordata; Mammalia; Carnivora; Odobenidae. The record is from RefSeq and is a predicted model, not a curated record. Gene Ontology annotation, cellular component: histone acetyltransferase complex. The transcript has 3 exons. The annotation marks the transcript as partial. Gene Ontology annotation, biological process: regulation of transcription by RNA polymerase II.
UGCUCUGUGAAAAGCUGCAUCACUGCCUUCCACGUCACCUGCGCCUUUGAGCACAACCUGGAGAUGAAGACCAUCCUAGACGAGGGGGACGAAGUGAAGUUCAAGUCAUACUGCCUCAAGCACAGCCAAAAUAGGCAGAAACUCGGGGAGGCCGAGUACCCCCUACACAGGGCUGCAGAGCAGAGCCAGGCCAAAAGUGAGAAAACCAGCCUGCGGGCACAGAAGCUUCGGGAGCUGGAGGAGGAGUUCUAUUCCCUGGUCCGCGUGGAAGAUGUGGCCGCAGAGCUGGGGCUGCCCACACUGGCCGUGGACUUUAUCUAUAACUACUGGAAACUGAAGCGGAAAAGUAACUUCAAUAAGCCGUUAUUUCCUCCGAAGCAGGAGGAGGAAAACGGCCUGGUGCAGCCAAAAGAGGAGAGUAUUCACACUCGCAUGAGAAUGUUUAUGCAUCUACGGCAAGACCUAGAGAGGGUUCGAAAUCUGUGCUACAUGAUAAGCAGGCGAGAGAAGCUGAAACUAUCACAGAACAAAAUACAGGAACAGAUCUUCGGUUUGCAAGUCCAGCUUAUUAACCAGGAAAUUGCUGCAGGACUUCCUUCGACAAAUGCACUAGAAAACUCACUGUUUUACCCACCACCAAGAAUUACCUUAAAGCUAAAAAUGCCCAAAUCCGCUCCAGAAGACUGCCGAGACAGCCCCACAGAGCCUGAGCCCGGACCCCUAUCCUCUGCUAGCAGCACCCCUGUUCACAGCAUAAGGAGCGCGCAGGUGCCUCAGGAGUCACUAGAAAUGAGAACGAGACCGUACCCGCGACACCCACUAGAGAGCAAAAAUAACCGUUUGCUGGCCAGUCUCGGCCACUCUAGGAGCGAAGCGAAGGAUCCCAGUCCUGCUUGGAGCGCUCCAUCUCCGGAGUUCUAUCACGGGCAGUCACUGGGGAAGCCUCUGGUCCUUCAGGCUGCCCUGCAUGGACAGUCUUCCAUGGGGAACGGGAAAAGUCAGCCUACCUCCAAGCUUGCCAAAUCCAACGGCCUGGAGGGCAGCUGGUCUGGAGAUGUCACCCAAAAAGACAGCUCGGGUGCGAUGUUCUGUGACCAGGAGUCCAUGCUCAGCUCCCACUUGGCCAGUCAGGGCACCUUUAGGAAAUCUACCGUGGAACACUUUAGCAGGUCCUUCAAGGAGGCCACCAGCAGGUGGGUGAGGACCGCAGAGGACCUCCAGUGCUGUGCAAAGCCAACCAAGAAUAUUAACCCCAAGGAGCAGCUCUGGGGCAAGCAGCUUGUCAAGCGGUCUGCAGGGAAAGCUCCCUAUCAGGAAAACGAUGGGUAUUGCCCAGAUUUGGAGCUGAGUGAUUCAGAGGCAGAAAGUGAUGGGAAUAAAGAGAAAGUCAGGGUAAGGAGAGUUAGCUCAGACAGGGAAAAUCCUCCCCAUGACUCUCGACGGGAUUGCCACGGCAAAAGCAAGACACAUCCCCUUUCCCACAGCUCGAUGCAGAGGUGAUCAGCAACCUCCAAGAAUACGUUAAUCUUUGCCUUUGCCCCAUACAUUGGGGGAAACCACACCAAAAGGAUUCUAGCGUAUGUUAGGAGGAAUUGUAGUGAAAAGAAUAAAACGUUUCCACAGUAAAUUGGCUUGCAGCUUUUGAAACACUUUCAAGUCUAGUUUUCACAAGCACAUUAUAAGAAUUGCAGAUUAUCCGGAAGUUUUCCUGCCAGAGGCUGUCGAGAACGGCUGGGCCUAGAGUACUUGCUCAGUAAAUACUUGGGGACAGCUCUCCAGUCACAUCAACACAUUGACGCACAUACGUAUUAAGAGUCCUUGCGUCCUUCAUGGAUUUGCAAGAGACCAUGAUUAUCAGACACUAAAACUACUUAUCUUUUGAAGCUACAGCGUGUGACUCCCAGAGCCCCUGUCUGUAGGCAGUUUCUAACUCCACUGGUACCUGGAAACCCGCUUCGGGGAGAGACCAGGAACCAACAUCUCAGAUACUGUCAGACUCACUACCCUCUUCCUUUGCUCUGCACAAGGUUGAGCUCUUUUUGCAGUACCUUACCAAGUCAAUACUCCUAAUGCUUCUGAGUGUCCAGUGCCUGUUCCUAGACUUGCUUGUUGGGGACGCACUUGUAACUACUUCACCCGUCUAACAAGCAUAAAAGGCUAACUUGUGGAUAGUGUUUACAAAGGUACAAAAAAAGUACUACUUCCAAGGAAAAUGCUCUGAUUCUUGCAACUUAGGCAUUUGUGAAGGAUCCCAGAGCCUUUCCCAAAGUGAGACCAAUUCUGGGGGAUUUGUACCAGGUCAGGGUUUUUGUGUUAUUGUUUUCAAAUCAGUUUGACUUAAAUAAGUUUGGCUGACAGUUUUUGUAUACCUGCUUUAAUGUUUAUAAAAUUUUUAUUGAGGUAUAAUUAAAAUAUAGUAAAAUGCACAGAGGUUAAGUAUUCUUACCUGCUUUAAUUUUGAAACAGAUUUUUAUUGUCAAACAGAAUUUGAAAGCAUGUGUUUAACACAUGGAUAUAAUUUAGCUUUGUACCAACUUUGAAUCCGAGGCAGUUUCCCAAACAAAAAGGCUGGAGCCAUUUUUCAGAAGUUGCUUAUACCCUGUUCCCAAACUAUCAGCCUUGAUUGAUUUCUGGGAGGAAGAGAAUAAUUACAUGUUGCGGGGGGGGGGGUCUAAAACAUGUCUGCUUCCCAUUUAAAGAAGGGGGAAAUGUUACAGUUUUUAAAAUGUGAAGCCGACUAUAGUUCUCUGCUCUCUUUUCUUCUUAGCCUUAAAUUAAUAUUCUCUUUCUUCUAGUUUGGGAAAGUGUAGUGGGAGUUUUCAGACAAAAGAGGCCAUUUUUAGAUUUUUAACGUUACUUGCUGGUGAACCAACAGCCCCACUGCGGUAGGCGCCGGGCAGCCUGGGGCUCCUCCGCUCUCCGCCCUCCGCCAACAUGGGAAACACAGCCCUGCUCCUCUCCCCGCUUCCGUUCCUGCAGCCUUGUUCGUGGGUUCCGUGGCUUUUGCUUUGUUCCUCCUUUUUGGAAAACUUCUGCAUUUUGCCUCCCCUUUGGCCACACCUUGACAAUGUUUCUUCUAUGCCUGUGUACGUGUGUGAACACGCCGUAGCAUGUGUGGUAGGCAUCCCGUGUUCUGUUCCGAUGGAAACAGCGAUGAAUUCUCCAAAUGAGGGAGACCGUUUCCCGUCUGUAUGCACUAGGUUCCUGUCCUUUUUCCCUGAGUUCUGCUGGGGUGGAUGUGAAUUUGACACCUUCCUGGGAAUUAAAUUACAAUGGAGCUGUGUUCUAAACUCCUUCUGUUCAAGGCCAGUACCACAGCCUGUGUCCUUUCAUGCCUUUUGGUUCUGAGUGAGUGCGAGGAAAAGCAAACAUUGAAAAAGUGCUUCAGCCAAAUUCCAUAUGUAAUGCCAUUGGGAGAGGAUUGACUAAAAUCAUUUCAGUCAGGGAAAUAUAGUUGUAAUAUUUUUACAGGAUUUUCCUAAGUAAAUGAAGGAGCCUUCAGUUGUGUAAAUUUCAAUUGCCCCAAAAUGUAUUUGCUACAUUUUGCUGUUGUUUGAAGUAUUACCUCUUAACCUUCUUUUGUUAAUUUUUUUUCAUUUUGUCUUAUAUAGUCCAGUUUUCCAAGAUAAACUCAGUCUUUUUUCAAAUGUCACCUUUUUACCAAUACUUUUUCAUUAAAUUAUGAAAACUGGUA